This is a messenger RNA of Lottia gigantea (owl limpet), 1665 nucleotides long. RefSeq lists its product as hypothetical. The transcript is spliced from 12 exons. Gene Ontology annotation, biological process: amino acid metabolic process. The record is from RefSeq and is a predicted model, not a curated record. The coding region runs from base 1 to 1665 and encodes 554 amino acids. Gene Ontology annotation, molecular function: carboxy-lyase activity; pyridoxal phosphate binding. NCBI's taxonomy places the organism in Eukaryota, Metazoa, Mollusca, Gastropoda, Lottiidae.
AUGCAAUCAGAAGAGUUCAGGAAGCGAGGUAAAGAAAUGGUAGAUUAUAUAGCUGACUAUAUGGAUAAGCUGAGUUUAAGACGUGUAACACCUGAAGUAGAACCUGGUUAUCUCUCUCAACUUUUACCAAAAGAAGCCCCAAAGAAACCUGAAGAAUUCAAUGAGAUCAUGCAUGAUGUAGAUAAAGCAAUAAUGCCAGGGAUUACUCAUUGGCAACAUCCAAAUUUUCACGCUUAUUUUCCUGCUGGUAAUUCCUAUCCAUCUAUACUGGGGGAUAUGCUCUCCAAUGCUUUCGGUUGUAUCGGAUUUUCUUGGGCUGCAAGUCCGGCAUGCACUGAAUUAGAAACAAUAGUACUGGAUUGGAUGGGUAAAAUGAUCGGUUUACCAAAAGAAUUUCUACAUGAAGAUGGUGUUGGUGGAGGUGUUAUUCAGGGUUCUGCAAGCGAAUGUGUUUUGGUAGCGUUGCUGGUUGCUCGUCAUCUGGCUGUCAGGCAGUUGAAGUCUCGAUUACCCUAUACCGAGGAUGGUAUUCUACUAUCUAAAUUAGUAGCUUACUCAUCAAAACUGGCACAUUCAUGUGUAGAGAAAGCAGGGAUGAUUGGUUUUGUUAAAAUGAGACAGUUAGACGUAGAUGAAAAUUUUGCUCUCAGGGGAAGUGUUCUAGAAAGAGCUAUUGAAGAGGACCGACGGCUUGGACUUAUUCCAUUUUUCGUAAGUGGUACUCUUGGAACUACAGCCUGUUGUUCGUUUGAUAAUUUAGCUGAAUUAGGUGAAAUUUGUUCUAAUGAACGGAUCUGGUUUCAUGUUGACGCAGCUUAUGCUGGUAAUGCUUUGAUUUGUCCAGAGUUUCAGCAUCUGUUAAAGGGAAUUGAGAAUGUGAACUCUAUAAAUUUCAAUACCAAUAAAUGGUUGCAAGUAAACUUCGACUGCUCUCUUUUCUGGGUAAAGGAUAAAGAUACGUUAACAACUGCUAUGACUGUCGAUCCUUUAUACCUACAACAUAAACAUAGUGACAGAGCCAUAGAUUUCAGACAUUGGGGAAUUCCACUCAGCAGAAGGUUCAGAGCUUUGAAAUUAUGGUUUGUUUUGAGAACUUAUGGUGUUGACGGACUACAACAUCGAAUCAGAGAGCAUUGUCGAUUGGCUAAACUGUUUGAAACUCUGGUGGCCACUGAUCCUAGAUUUGAAGUUUUGGGUAAAGUGACCAUGGGAUUGGUUUGCUUCAGACUCAAGGGUUCGAAUUACCUCACUCAACGUUUGUUGAAAUUUACCAAUGAAUCGGGACAGCUGCAUAUGGUUCCAGCACUGAUCAAUGAGCAUUACGUCAUCAGAUUUGCUAUCUGUGCUGAGAGUGCUUGUGACGAGGAUAUCUCAUUUGCCUGGAAAGUCAUAACCAAAACAGCAACAGAAAUGUUAGCAGCACGACUCAGUCGAAAGGAUACUAACAUAUCCAUGGAUCAGAAGAAUCAAAGCUCUAUGGACAAUUCGACUCGUCUUCGGAGAAACAUGUUUUUGAAAAUGGUUUCUGAUCCUAAGAGCUACAACCCGCGUGUUUUGAAAUCUUUGAAUUUUGAUAAAAAUAGCAGCAGACAUCGAAGUAAAUCUCUUGGUGGUAUUGGACCACUUUCUCUUAGUCCUGAUUUUAAUUUUGGUUCAUCCAUUUGA